GGCUGAGCACGGCGGGACCCGCGACCCCCCCAGCAAGAUGACGUCCUCCACCAAGGUGUACUACAGCCAGACCACGCAGACCGACAGCCGCCCGCUGAUGGGGCCGGGGCUGCGGCGGCGCCGCGUGCUGACCAAGGACGGCCGCAGCAACGUGCGCAUGGAGCACAUCUCGGACAAGCGCUUCCUGUACCUCAAGGACCUGUGGACCACCUUCAUCGACCUCCAGUGGCGCUACAAGCUCCUGCUCUUCUCCGCCACCUUCGCCGGCACCUGGUUCGCCUUCGGCGUGGUGUGGUACCUGGUGGCCGCGGCGCACGGCGACCUGCUGGAGUUCGAGCCGCCCGCCAACCACACGCCGUGCGUGAUGCAGGUGCACACGCUGACCGGCGCCUUCCUCUUCUCCCUGGAGUCGCAGACCACCAUCGGCUACGGCUUCCGCUACAUCAGCGAGGAGUGCCCGCUGGCCAUCGUGCUGCUCAUCACCCAGCUGGUGCUCACCACCAUCCUGGAGAUCUUCAUCACCGGCACCUUCCUGGCCAAGAUCGCGCGGCCCAAGAAGCGCGCCGAGACCAUCAAGUUCAGCCAGAACGCGGUGGUGGCGCAGCACGACGGCAAGACCUGCCUGAUGAUCCGCGUGGCCAACAUGAGGAAGAGCCUCCUGAUCGGCUGCCAGGUCACCGGCAAGCUGCUGCAGACCCACCUCACCAAGGAGGGCGAGAGCGUCCGGCUCAACCAGCUCAACGUGGACUUCCAGGUGGACACGUCCUCGGACAGCCCCUUCCUCAUCCUGCCGCUGACCUUCUACCAUGUGGUGGACGAGGCCAGCCCGCUGCGGGACGUGUCCCUGCGCUCGGGGGACGGCGACUUCGAGCUGGUGGUCAUCCUGAGCGGCACCGUGGAGUCCACCAGCGCCACGUGCCAGGUGCGCACGUCCUACCUGCCCGAGGAGAUCCUGUGGGGCUACGAGUUCACGCCGGCCAUCUCGCUGUCGGCCAGCGGCAAGUACGUGGCCGACUUCAGCCUCUUCGACCGCGUGGUCAAGGUGGCGGCGCCCUGCUGUCACCACGAGGCCGUGCGGUUCGGGGACCCCGAGAAGGUCAAGCUGGAGGAGUCGCUGCGGGAGGCGGAGCGGGAGGGGGAGGGGGCCCCGCUCAGCGUCCGCAUCAGCAACGUCUGAGGGGGGACAGAGAGGUGACGUCGGCGCCGGGGUGGUGGCACCAGGGCGAGGGGUGGCCCCCAGGUGGCACCGGGGCGAGGGGGUGGUGGUGGAUGGUGGAGGUGUCGCCGUGUCUGGAGGUAUCGCCAGGUUCAAGGGGACAGCAACAUCUGGGGGUGUCACCAGCCUCAAAGGGACAUCAACAUCUGGGGGUGUCAACGGAUUCAAGGGGACACCAACAUCUGGGGGUGUCACCAGCCCUAAAGGGACACAAACAAUUGGAAGUGUCACCAGUGCUGGAGGUGCCACCAGCCCCAAAGGGACACCAACAUCUGGGGGUGUCACCAGCCCCAAAGGGACAUCAACAUCUGGAGGUGUCAAUGGAUUCAAGGGGACACCAACAUCUGGGGGUGUCACCAGCCCCAAAGGGACAUCAACAUCUGGGGGUGUCACCAGAUUCAAGGGGACACCAACAUCUGGAGGUGCCACCAGCCCUGGAGGUGUCAUCAAGUCUGGAGGUGUCACCAAUGCCUGGAGGUCUCACCAGCCUCAGAGUGUCACCAGAUCUGGAAGUGUCACCAGUCCUGAAGGUGCCACCAGCCCCAGACUGUCACCAGCACCUGGAGGUGUCGCCAGCCUCAGAGUGUCACCAAGUCUGGAUGUGUCACCAGCCCCAAGGGGACACACAUAGCUGGAGCUGCCACCAGUCCCAAAGCGUCACCAACCCCUGGAGGUGUCACCAACAUCUGGAGGUGCCACCAGUCCCAAAGUGACACCAGUGUCUGGAGGCAUCACCAAUGCUUGAAGGUGACAUCAGCCCAGACGUGACACCAAUCCCAAGAUGCCACCAAUGCCUGGACCACUGGAGGUGCCACCACCAACAUCUGGAAGUGCCACCAGCCCCAAAGUGCCACCAACACCCAGAAGAGCCACCAGCCAAGACUCCACCAAUGCCUGGAGGUGUCACCAAGCCCUGGAGGUGCCACCAGCCCCAAAGUGCCACCAAGCCCUGGAGGUGACACCAGCCCCAAAGUGCCACCAAGCCCUGGAGGUGACACCAGCCCCAAAGUGCCACCAAGCCCUGGAGGUGCCACAAGCCCUAAGAUGGCACCAGUCCCCGGAGGUGACACCAGUCCCCGGUGCCCCAAAGUGCCACCAACCCCUGGAGGUGACACCAGCCCCGAAGUGCCACCAACGCCUAGAAUUGCCACCAACCCCUGGAGGUGCCACCACCCCUGAAGUGUCACCAACCCCUGGAGGUGCCAC
Molecule: messenger RNA, 2422 nt
Organism: Pyrgilauda ruficollis (rufous-necked snowfinch)
Lineage: Eukaryota; Metazoa; Chordata; Aves; Passeriformes; Passeridae
Gene: KCNJ10
Product: potassium inwardly rectifying channel subfamily J member 10
Exons: 2
Coding region: 38-1177 (379 amino acids)
Biological process (GO): regulation of monoatomic ion transmembrane transport; potassium ion import across plasma membrane
Cellular component (GO): plasma membrane
Molecular function (GO): inward rectifier potassium channel activity
Source: RefSeq, a predicted model, not a curated record